AUGAAUCCACAACCGCCCCCAAUCGGAGGAUACCAUGCUUCUCCAUAUCCUACUCUUGGCUCAACCAAGGUUCUCAUUGGAGUAUUCGCUAUUCCCGGUACCGUUCCCGCAUGCUUCGCGCCCUGGUCGCCCCUGGCCAUGCGUGCAUCUCGCCAAAAUCAACCAGCCCCGGUUCCGGCCCCGGCGGUCUUGAACAUGAUGGCGAGCCAAGCCCAUCGCAACCACAAGGUCUUCCUCCAUGACGCACGAGAAGGGACUCAUGGCGCACCUCUGCGAAGACGAAGGGCAUACAAUGGAAUCAUGAGGUCUGCCUCGGGGCCUGAGAGCGUCGGAUCAUCUACACACAGUAUCAAGGCGUUCAGGAACCCAGCCAAGGCUACAUGCGGAAUCUAA
Rhizoctonia solani is the source of this 393-nucleotide messenger RNA. RefSeq lists its product as uncharacterized. The record is from RefSeq and is a predicted model, not a curated record. The coding region runs from base 1 to 393 and encodes 130 amino acids. The transcript is spliced from 3 exons. Lineage: Eukaryota; Fungi; Basidiomycota; Agaricomycetes; Cantharellales; Ceratobasidiaceae.